CACAUAUGUACGUGAAAUGACAUUUGAAUAAUAAGAGAAUCAUUUAAAAGCCGCGAAAAGUUAUUAGAAUUCCGCGCAAAAUUGGUGUUUCAAGUAAAUUUAUACGGGCUCAUUGCUAUGGAUAAGUUCGUGAUAAGACAUAGGCCAGCUACACCUGUUGAGGUUGUGGAGAGUAGCAGCAGCAGUGGCAGCCCCAGCAGUGAAACCAAACAGCAACGUAGUAAGAAAAAAGUCGCAGCAAGAAAAUUUUGCCAUGCAUGGCUAGACCAAUUUCCUUGGUUGCAAAAUGUCAAUGGGGCAAGCCAUUGUAUGGCUUGCGACAAAAAGUUGUCGAAUCAUGUCACUUAUUUAAAGAAACAUGGUUCCUUGGCCGUACAUUUGCAAAACGUGGAAAAAAAGAAAAAACAAAUACAAAUCCAAAAGUUUUUGAGUAGCGAAGAAAUAGCGCUAUCUAGACAAGUAAAUAAAAUACGCUGA
Rhagoletis pomonella (apple maggot) is the source of this 477-nucleotide messenger RNA. RefSeq lists its product as uncharacterized. NCBI's taxonomy places the organism in Eukaryota, Metazoa, Arthropoda, Insecta, Diptera, Tephritidae. The transcript has 3 exons. The coding region runs from base 118 to 477 and encodes 119 amino acids. The record is from RefSeq and is a predicted model, not a curated record.